GUGCAGGGAUUGGAGAGUGGAAACUACCUGAGGGCAAGAACCCAGUUUUAGCCACUUGAACACUAGCUUGGGUGCGGCAGCGGCGGCUCAGACCGGUUCCACCGCUGAUAGGCUUCCCCCCCUGUUCCUCUGCAACUGUGAUCUAGGACAGACUUGAUGCAUGCCCGAGAGUACCCUUGGGAGUCUUUUCUAUCAAUUUCACGUGUGCAAUCUGAGCUACUUUAAAUUCCUGUGAAGAAAGGUGCCCUUUUCGUGUUAGGGCCGUUUUCCUCCAGUCCGUACAAAGCAGGGCAGGUAGAAGAGCAGGGGAAAACGUGAGAGCCACUUCUGGAGGGAAGGAGCAGAGCUCAAAGGACUGAAGAAUAGCACAAGACGACGCACACGGCGACGCCGGAGACCAGCUCUGCUAGCCAAGCUCGGGUUUCCCCAAGGCCCCGCCUCCUCCACGAAGCCCGACCCUUUCUAGGGCGGGACCUUCCACUUCAGCCAAUUCUGGGAGCCGAACCCUGGCGGUUUGUACUCUUUCUUUCCAAUGAGAAAAAAGGGAAGCUGCUUGGCUCCAAUGACCAAUCCGAGGAGGCGGCGCCUGGUUGUCAGGCAGGUUUGUAAGAGUUCGGGCCAAUCGGAAGCGCAGCCACGGCUCGGCCCGGGCGCAGCGCGCAGGCGGUGGCGAAGAGACGCCGAGCGGGCCGAGUGCGGCCGAGCAGAGCCGGAGCCGGAGCGGGGCCGCAGGAGCCGGGCCGGGUGUGGACCGGCCGAGAUGCCCUAUAAACUGAAGAAGGAUAAGCAGGAACCCCCAAAGCUUGCCAAAGGCACAGCCAAGCCCAGCAGCUCAAGCAAGGAUGGUGGAGGGGAGAACACAGAUGAGGCUCAGCCCCAGCCCCAGCCACCAUCAUCCAACAAGCGACCCAGCAACAGCACACCACCCCCAACACAACUCAGCAAAAUCAAGUACUCAGGGGGACCCCAGAUUGUCAAGAAAGAACGACGCCAAAGCUCCUCCCGCUUCAACCUCAGCAAGAACCGGGAGCUACAGAAACUUCCUGCCUUGAAAGAUUCACCAACCCAGGAACGUGAGGAGCUGUUCAUCCAGAAGCUACGCCAGUGCUGUGUCCUCUUUGAUUUCGUGUCAGACCCACUUAGUGACCUCAAAUUCAAAGAGGUGAAGCGGGCUGGACUCAAUGAGAUGGUGGAGUAUAUCACCCACAGCCGUGAUGUUGUCACCGAGGCCAUCUACCCUGAGGCUGUCACCAUGUUUUCAGUGAAUCUCUUCCGGACGCUGCCUCCUUCAUCAAAUCCCACAGGAGCCGAGUUUGACCCUGAGGAAGAUGAGCCUACCUUGGAAGCUGCCUGGCCACAUCUCCAGCUUGUGUAUGAGUUUUUCUUACGUUUCUUGGAGUCUCCAGAUUUCCAGCCAAAUAUAGCCAAGAAGUACAUUGACCAGAAGUUUGUACUUGCUCUCCUGGACCUAUUUGAUAGCGAAGACCCUAGAGAGCGGGAUUUCCUCAAGACCAUUUUGCAUCGCAUCUAUGGCAAGUUUUUGGGGCUCCGGGCUUAUAUUCGUAGGCAGAUCAACCACAUCUUCUACAGGUUCAUUUAUGAGACUGAGCAUCACAAUGGGAUUGCUGAACUCCUGGAGAUCCUCGGCAGCAUCAUCAAUGGCUUUGCCUUGCCCCUUAAGGAAGAGCACAAGAUGUUUCUCAUCCGUGUCCUGCUUCCACUUCACAAAGUCAAGUCUCUGAGUGUAUACCACCCUCAGUUGGCAUACUGUGUGGUACAGUUCCUGGAGAAGGAGAGCAGUCUCACUGAGCCGGUGAUUGUGGGACUUCUCAAGUUUUGGCCUAAGACCCACAGCCCCAAGGAGGUGAUGUUUCUGAAUGAGCUAGAGGAGAUUCUGGAUGUCAUUGAACCUUCAGAGUUCAGCAAAGUUAUGGAGCCGCUCUUCCGCCAGCUUGCCAAGUGUGUUUCCAGCCCCCAUUUCCAGGUGGCAGAGCGUGCCCUCUACUACUGGAACAAUGAGUAUAUCAUGAGCCUGAUCAGUGACAAUGCUGCCCGCGUCCUCCCUAUCAUGUUUCCUGCACUCUAUAGGAACUCCAAAAGCCACUGGAACAAGACAAUCCAUGGACUGAUCUACAAUGCCCUGAAGCUCUUCAUGGAAAUGAACCAGAAGUUGUUUGAUGAUUGUACACAACAGUACAAGGCCGAGAAGCAGAAGUGA
Mastomys coucha (southern multimammate mouse) is the source of this 2218-nucleotide messenger RNA. It is a transcript of the gene Ppp2r5d, whose product is annotated as protein phosphatase 2 regulatory subunit B'delta. Bases 533 to 2218 code for a protein of 561 amino acids. The transcript has 15 exons. The record is from RefSeq and is a predicted model, not a curated record. Gene Ontology annotation, molecular function: protein phosphatase activator activity. Gene Ontology annotation, cellular component: nucleus; protein phosphatase type 2A complex; cytosol. NCBI's taxonomy places the organism in Eukaryota, Metazoa, Chordata, Mammalia, Rodentia, Muridae. Gene Ontology annotation, biological process: protein dephosphorylation; signal transduction.